Messenger RNA from Cornus florida, 1724 nucleotides. RefSeq lists its product as uncharacterized. Bases 138 to 1571 code for a protein of 477 amino acids. The record is from RefSeq and is a predicted model, not a curated record. The transcript has 6 exons. Lineage: Eukaryota; Viridiplantae; Streptophyta; Magnoliopsida; Cornales; Cornaceae. Gene Ontology annotation, cellular component: chloroplast envelope.
GGAGUAAAUAGCAAAUUGGGGCGCAAGAAAAUCCUUUUUAUUCCCGCCGAAUAACUUCAUUUCAGUGAAAUCCUCUCACUCCAAAUCGAAUCACCCAAUUUUCUGAGGAGAAGGAAGCUAAGAGAAGGCCUGAACAUAUGAGUAUUGGGUUGAUUCAUCAGUUUGUGUUCUUUGACCGCAAUGAUUUAUCAAAAUCUCUAAGCAAAAGAAAGCCUUUUGGGUUGCAAAAGACUAACAUGUUACGCUUUGAUUUCAUCCCUAAAGCUUCCGCUGCUUCUGUCAGUGGUUCCGGCGCCGAAUACUCUGAGCAAUUGCUAGGAGCUAAACCGAAGAAAAAGAGGCAGAGAAUAGCUGGCAUAGAUCAGGAUGAGUUAGUGGAUCCGGCAGUUUUAGCUGAUCCAGACAGUUGUUUUUGUGAGUUCAAAGGGGUACAGAUACACCACAAGAUAUGCGACCCAGAAUCUCCCUCACAGGGCAUGUUUCAUGACCCGACUAGUUCUCAAACUCCUUACCAAAUCAGGAAAGAAAGUCUUCCUAUGAUCUUGUUACAUGGUUUUGGAGCCUCGGUUUUCUCAUGGGAUCGAGUUAUGAAGCCUUUGGCACAUUUCACUGGUUCAAAAGUCCUUGCCUUCGAUAGACCUGCAUUUGGGUUGACAUCAAGGGUGAAUUCUUCUGCGUAUUCAUCUCCUGCGAGUGAUGAUAGAAAACCUUUAAACCCAUACUCUACCAUGUUUUCUGUGCUAGCUACAUUGCACUUCAUCAACUUCUUAACAGCUAAGAAGGCAAUUCUUGUUGGGCAUUCAGCUGGUUCGAUUGUAGCAGUUCAAACAUAUUUUGAAGCACCUGAGCGUGUUGCUGCCCUGGUCCUCGUUGCACCAGCAAUUAUAGCGCCACGCACUGCACAUAAGGUUGCCAGAGGAAGUCAAUUUAGAACAGAUAAUGAGAUCCAAGAAGAAGGCUCGAAUUCGAAAAUUCAUGGGAAUCCAUUUAUCAGGCUUGGCAACUUUUUAUCAGAGUUCUCUAAACUCAUUGCACAGGCAAUAAUGCGUUUGGUGAAAGGGAUGGUAGAUAUGGUCAACUCUCUCUAUAAGAAAGCUUUAUCCGCUCUUCUGCGCUCUGCCGUUGCUGUGAUGUUGAUAAGGAUGGUAAUAGAUAAAUUUGGUAUAGCUGCCAUUCGAAAUUCAUGGUAUGAUGCAAAUCAAAUCACUGAUAAUGUCUUAAAUGGCUAUACAAAGCCAUUGAGGACCAAGGAUUGGGACAGGGCACUUGUGGAAUACACAGCAGCAAUGCUUACAGAUUCUGCUUCUGAAUCAAAGCCACCACUAGUAAAAAGACUCGGUGAUAUCUCAUGUCCAGUUCUGAUUGUCACGGGUGAUAGUGACCGGCUUGUCCCCUCUUGGAAUUCGGAGAGACUUUCACGAGCCAUACCUGGAGCUUCCCUCGAAAUAAUUAAGAACUGUGGCCACCUGCCCCAAGAAGAAAGGGUGGAAGAGUUUGUGUCAAUUGUUGAGAAGUUUCUAGAAAGAGUUUUUGGUGGCUUGGAGGAGCAAUGUCUGCGAGCAGCAACUUGAGAUCUGUAUCAAUCUUGAUAUACAACUUGCUGAUGUUAAUUUGCAGAUUGCUGGGUACAACCUGAUGCAAAGACAAGGGGCUUUACAGCAAAAUAUUCUCAAACAACAGAAGAAUUUAUUGUAAAAAGAAACAAUAGUUUAGAAAUUGCAAUA